AUGUUCGAAAUUGUAACAGAUGCGGAUGGCAACCCCAUUCGAAAUUCCAUGGGACAUUUUCUUAUCGUCAAGAAAGGUACUGACCAGCAGUUUUGGUUGCCUGAGGAUCAAAUUCAACUUGAGGAAAAUAGGACUGAUGAGAGACUGACUGAGAAAAAAGACAAUAUGUCAGCUGAGGAUAACUUGGAAAUUAGAGAUAGGGCAGGUCCAAGUUCCUGCUCUCAAUCAUCAAAAGAAGAGUUCAAAAAAAACUUGAGGCACGAAAGAAUAUGGAGUUCUAUUGCUGCCCAACUGAUAGAGAAAGGUCAUUUGGUCAAUGGCAGACAAUGUUCUAUAAAGUGGUCAGGUCUAAAAAGGACUUACAAAAAUAUUAAGGAUCAAAAAGACAGAUCAGGUGCUAGUGCUGUUUCUUGGCCAUUUUAUUCUGCAAUGACUACAUUGCUAGGGGACAAGGCCUACAUGAAGCCGGUGGCCUUAGCGAGUUCCACAGGACAACCAAAAAAUUUAACAGGAGAUUGUUCCAAAGAACCACCUCAAAAGAAAAUGAAACCUAUGAAAAAGGACGCGGUUUUAGAAGAACUCACUGACAGAACUAACAAGCUGCAAGAAUCAAUAAAUGAACAGAAUAUUAAAAGACAUAGGGAGAAAGCAGAAAGAGAGGAAAGAAAGGCCAAGCAGCACGCAGAAAAAAUGGAAAUGCAAAGGGCCUUCUUAGACAUCUUUAAAAAGAUGGCAGAGAAAUAAUUUUUAUUGCUCGUUACUUUUGUUAAGUGACUUUUGACUUUCUUUAACCUUUAUAUUAGAGUUCCUUUUUUUG
Molecule: messenger RNA, 817 nt
Organism: Ceutorhynchus assimilis (cabbage seed weevil)
Lineage: Eukaryota; Metazoa; Arthropoda; Insecta; Coleoptera; Curculionidae
Source: the annotation of a GenBank genome assembly